This is a messenger RNA of Phacochoerus africanus (Common warthog), 4821 nucleotides long. It is a transcript of the gene FYTTD1, whose product is annotated as forty-two-three domain containing 1. Gene Ontology annotation, biological process: mRNA export from nucleus. Lineage: Eukaryota; Metazoa; Chordata; Mammalia; Artiodactyla; Suidae. The transcript is spliced from 9 exons. Gene Ontology annotation, molecular function: mRNA binding. The record is from RefSeq and is a predicted model, not a curated record. The coding region runs from base 91 to 1065 and encodes 324 amino acids.
CAGCUAGUCUGCGUGCGUGCGUGAGUGGGAGGUGACAGGCCUCAGCCUCUGGCCUUCUCCGCUGACUGCUCCUACGCGACAUCUCUAACCAUGAACCGGUUUGGUACCCGGUUAAUGGGGGCCGCGGCGACCCCGCCACCGCCGCCGAAAGCCCGGAGCAAUGAAAACCUCGACAAAAUUGAUAUGUCUUUGGAUGAUAUCAUCAAAUUGAAUCGAAAGGAAGGAAAGAAGCAGAAUUUCCCGAGACUAAAUAGGAGACUCCAGCAAAGUGGUACCCGACAAUUUAGAAUGAGAGUACGAUGGGGGAUCCAACAGAAUUCUGGUUUUGGUAAGAAUAGUCUGAGCCGUAGAGGAAGAGUGAUGCCUGGGAAGAGACGUCCUUAUGGCAUUAUCACUGGCCUUGCAGCUAGGAAAGCAACUGGAAUUCGAAAAGGAAUUAGUCCUAUGAAUAGACCACCUCUAAGUGACAAGAAUAUAGAACGAUAUUUUCCAGCAUUAAAAAGGAAGGCCAACCUCCUGAGACAAAAUGAAGUGCAGAGAAAACCAGUUGCAGUUCUCAAGCGACCUAACCAGUUAAAUAGAAAAAAUAACAUUCCAGCCAAUUUUACCAGAAGUGGAAAUAAAUUAAGUCAUCAGAAAGAUACUCGUCAGGCAACUUUUCUUUUCAGAAGAGGCCUGAAGGUUCAGGCCCAGUUGAACACAGAACAACUGCUAGACGAUGUAGUAGCAAAGAGAACUCGUCAUUUUUGGAUUUUUGAAACUAGAUGGCGGACUUCUACCACAAAUGGAGGAAUUUUGACUGUAUCCAUUGACAAUCCAGGAGCAGUGCAGUGCCCUGUAACUCAGAAACCACGACUAACUCGUACUGCUGUACCCUCAUUCUUGACAAAACGGGAGCAAUCUGAUGUAAAGAAAGUUCCUAAAGGAGUCCCCCUACAAUUUGACAUAAAUAGUGUUGGAAAACAGACAGGGAUGACUUUGAAUGAACGAUUUGGGAUCCUGAAGGAACAAAGAGCCACUCUCACUUUCAACAAAGGAGGAAGCCGCUUUGUAACUGUGGGAUAGAUCCCAUGUCAAAGGGACCUUUGAGUGAUGACUCUUUUAAAAGUCGAAUUUCUCAGAGUUCAUCACAGAAAUUCAAGAAACUUUAUUUCAAAAUAUUCACAAGGCUAAAAUAACUCUUAUUUUUAUUUUUGAAGUUGUUUUUUUUAAAAUAUGUAUAAAUAAUGCCCUGGAAGAAUAACAGGGAAUAAACCUAUAUGUUCUUAAAGACUUCAUGGUUGACCCAGACAGAACAAUUCUCUGUUUGACUUCUUCGGUUCCUUAUGCAGCAGAAAGAAGGCAGAAAGACAGAAAUUAAUUAUUUUUAUGAUAGUGGUAUUUAGGAUCUCAUCACCUUUGCCCAUUUUUUACACUUUGCCAUGGUAAAUUUUGGUCUUGAGAAGUAUGAGUAGGUCCUUUUGUUGCUCUCACUUACCCUUUAAUAGCAUUAAUGUAAUUAAUACGUGCAGUUAACUUUUCUUCAUUAAGGAUAUUUUAAAAAUUACCAGAGUUCAGUUUGGGGGUUUGAGAUUUAUGGGAAUAUUUGGAACUUGGCUCAUUUCACGCAUAAUGUUAGGUUACUCCUCCAGAGUUUUAAAUCUUUAAUGCUGAACUUUUAACAGGAAAUGUGACUCUAGGCAUUAGUCUCAGUUAAAAUGUUAAAGGCUAUGAAUGGGUGUUUACAAAGUUAUCUGAUAGAGCCUUGGAGGAGGAAGGUCUAGUGUAAAAAUCUGAUAUUUUGUUUAAUACAUGGACAACGCAUGAGAGGAAGUAGCAGGUGGAAGACAACUGAGAUGAAAAACUUUAAAACCUAGGUCAUAGGCCUACUGUUUGAAUUUAGUAUAGGUUCCCCCACCCUCUGCUCCCAUGGCAUGUGGAAGUUCCCAAGCCAGUGAUUGAACUGGCACCACAGUGACCUGAGGUGCUGCAGUGGCAAUGCCUGAUACUUAACCUGUGGCACUGCAAGAGAACUCCAAGAUUUAGCGUAGUCUUGAGUCUAGUGUCACAAAGAAUUCUUCAAAUGAUUUUCAGAAUAAUUAUUAAAGUGGAUUGAGUCCCUUAGAUAUUUUGAUAGUAGAAUUAGUCAUAAAGCCCUAGAUUUCUUGUUCAAAAAGUUACAUUUUAAAAGCUUUUAAGUUUGCAGUAUACAAACUUAUACAAACAGUAUACAGCACUAAAAAUAAAAUAUAUAUAUAUAUUCAUAUAUGUCACAAGGUAAAUGUAAAAUCAUUAUAGUAAUGUUUAACCUUGUUUUGUACCUUUGCUUCUGAUUUCUUGUAUAAAGUUCAGGCAUGGUAGGAAGAGAGCUUUUCACUGUACACUCUGGAGGGAUAGGAGGAGUUUGUUGUGCCAAGCUAGUGCUAAAAAUCCUCAGAUGGUUGUAAACUAUUAAGUUAUGGUAUAAUGCCAAAAUGCAGCAAAAUAUUCAAACUAAAGUUUACAAUUUUCGUCAUUUUGAAGCUUAAUUUUUUGGUUUUCUAUAAUGUUAAAACCUCUAAGUAGGUAUUAGUUUCCCUACAGUGUAUUAUUAGUGUUGAUUUUCUCUGUUAAAACACACACACACAAAAUAUUAAGUUAUGGCUUCUGUCUGCCUUGCAGUGUAUACUAGGCUUUCAUUAUUGUCUCUCAUGCUUCUUGAAUUACUUCGUUUAUGCUAGCCACGGAAAGCUAUCAAUAACAGUUUCAUGCUUAUACCAAAGAACCAAAUCUGAUCCUUAAUAUCUGGUAUUUUGCUUGUAAGUCUACUGAUAAGGGAUUAUUGAAAGCCAGUCAUACAAUUUGAAAAUAAACUCUGGUCUCUCCGGAGGCCAAGGACUCAUUGCAAAACAGUUUUGCAAGUGUGAAUACUUAGAUUCGAUCCAUGAACAAUACAUUUUAGACUGGUUUAGAAUUUACUGAUAAAAAAACAACUGAGCGUGAGUUUGCUGCCUUUAGAACAGAUUGUAAAAAAAUGGUAUAAAGGUGUUUUCAUUUUCUUAUUAUUUUAAAUAUUAUAUAGAGCUAUUAAUAAUGCCUUUUUCUGGGAAAAAUCUUAAAAAUUGCCCCAAAUAUUGAUAUUAAAUGCAUCAAACGAAGUGUCUUUGGUAUACUAAAAUUUGCUCUUCAUGCAUCUGUAAUUUCAUUUUCUUUUUAACUGUAAAAAUCUUGCUUUUGUUACAACCAAAUUAAAAUUCUUGAGUGCUAACAUGUUGUAUAUAAACAAAAGAAUAUGCUUUUUUUGCAGGAAAAUUUUCCUUUCUUGGAAUGUGGUUGGUUGUAGUCAUCCUUUUUUAGUUCUUAAACUUUUUUUUUUAAAUAGGAUGCAACUUAAAUUUCCCUUUGCAUCAAGGUGUAUACAAAACAUUGAUGCAGUGCAUCACAAAAUGAAAGUUUGUAUUUAAUGAGGAGAUGCUUUACACUGUACUUUUUUGGUGUUUUUUGGAAAAGUUACAUUUAGAUCUAUUCUGAAGCUGUUCAUUUUUAACAAAUAAAAUAUUACAGGUCUCACGUGGUUUAUUCUUAGCUGCAAGGAUUGAAUUGUGUUUUUUAGAUUAUUGUGUAUUACACAACUUUGUAAUGACUAUAGUUUUUAGGGUUUGAAAAGCUACCUACGAAUUAAAUUGGUAAACCAGUUCAGUCUAUUGACAUCCCACCAACUGCCUCUGGACCAUUUCCUUCAUAGCUCCAACAGGAAGUAGCCAGGACGAGUUAAAAUAGAGAAUUUAAUUUACUCAGAAUGAGGAAAAUUAGGCUGAAUGAGCUUUUAGAGAUCAUCCACUUCUAACUGUUCUUUUACCUCUUGGUUCACUGAGACCCAGCUUUUCAAGACUUUUGUAUGGUAGAGUCAUACUUAAAGCUUAGAUCUUUUAGUACUCAGUUCAUAAUAAACUUCCUGUGAAUCGAACACCCAAAGAAAGUAGUGAAAUGUGUGGCUUGUCAGGUAUUUAAGAUGUAGUAGCUGUGUAUUAGCAUUUGUAGGAUAGGAGGUGAAUAUACAUUGUCAGUGAUUAUUGUGAGAUUUUAUCACUUUGGGUAUUCCAGUUAGGUAGACCUCUUGGAAAAGGCCAUUGUUCCUAAUCAAACAUUAUGCAUUUUUUUUAAGUAGACAUAAACCUUACCACAAUUUUAUCUAUAAACAAAUCAUAAAAUGCUUCCAAGUAUGAAGAAACUAAAAGACUUUACUGCCCAGUGGUUAUUUUUUGUUGUAAUAGAUAUGUAUAUCAAAUUUGGUGUCAAUAGCUUUAUAAUUCACACAACAUACCCAGUGUCAGGUAAUUUUUAUUCUGACAUAUCUACAUUACUGUAUGGAGAUAAGAGAGAAGAAAUAACUGUGUACUACAGAGAAUGAAUAUCAUACAUUCAGAAUGCAGGUAGUAUUAGGGUAGAAAAUGAUUUCAUUUCUCAUCUUUGAAAUUUCAUCAGACUUACAUGAUCAUUUGUUUUUUGCCACUGUAAAAAAACAAUGAAGCAUGUGAUUUAAGCUUUCUUUAAAAUCGAGUUCUUUUUUCAUAGAUCAGUUUGGAGUUAGGCACAUUUUAAAAAAUGAUAACUAAUAAACCCCAAGCGUUUGCAACAAGAAUUUCACACUAUUGUGGACAAUUAAUAGAGAUUUAAGGAUUGUUUAUAAAUUGGUGACUUUUAAUGUCUUUUUUCCCCUGCCAUUAUAGUUUACUUUCUCUCUGAAAUCUGUUCAACAAAAAGCUUGAUAAAAACAAGGAAAUGUGAUAUUCUAAAACUGAAAUUACUUUUUAUCAAUAUAUUCAAAUGUUUUACUGAUCUUUAAAGAUGAAUAAGAAACUA